Panthera uncia (snow leopard) is the source of this 2870-nucleotide messenger RNA. RefSeq names its product surfactant protein B (gene SFTPB). Gene Ontology annotation, cellular component: lysosome. Lineage: Eukaryota; Metazoa; Chordata; Mammalia; Carnivora; Felidae. The record is from RefSeq and is a predicted model, not a curated record. Gene Ontology annotation, biological process: sphingolipid metabolic process. The coding region runs from base 40 to 1161 and encodes 373 amino acids. The transcript is spliced from 11 exons.
GCCCCCGCCCAAGCAGGGUAUCCAGGCUGUGGAGGUGACAUGGCCAAGUCACACCUGCUGCCGUGGCUGCUGCUGCUCUCCACACUCUGUGGCCCAGGCGCUGCUGACCGGACCGCCUCAUCUCUGACUUGUGCCCGGGGCCCUGAGUUCUGGUGCCAAAGCCUGGAGCAAGCCUUGCAGUGUAGAGCGCUGGGCCACUGCCUACAGGAAGUCUGGGGUUACGUAAGAGCUGAUGACCUGUGCCAGGAAUGCGAGGACAUCGUCCGCAUCCUCACCAAGAUGACCAAGGAGGCCAUUUUACAGGACUCGAUACGGAAAUUCUUGGAGCGUGAGUGUGACGUUCUCCCCUUGAAGCUGCUCGUGCCCCAGUGCCAUCACAUGCUCGACACCUACUUCCCAGUGGUCAUCGACUAUUUCCAGAACCAGAUUAACCCAAAGGUCAUCUGCAAGUACCUGGGCCUGUGCAGACCUGAGCGUCCAGAGCCAGGGCAAGAGCCGGAGCUGUCAGACCCCCUGCUGGACAAGCUGACCCUCCCCGUGCUGCCCAGAGCCCUCCAGGUGAGGCCUGGGCCUCAUACACAGGACCUCAUGGAGCAGCGGUUCCCCAUCCCCCUCCCCUUCUGCUGGCUCUGCAGGAUGCUGAUCAAGCGAAUCCAAGCCAUGAUUCCCAAGGGUGUGCUGGCCAUGACCGUGGGCCAGGUGUGUCACAUUGUACCCCUGGUGGUGGGGGGCAUCUGCCAGUGCCUGGCCGAGCGCUACACCGUCCUCCUGCUGGACGCACUGCUGGGCCGCGUGCUGCCCCAGCUGGUCUGUGGCCUCGUCCUCCGCUGCUCCAACGAGGACGGUGCUGGCCCAGUCCUCACAGCUCUGGAGUCCCUGCCCGGAGAAUGGCUACCUGAAGAGUCCACGUGCCACCUCUGCAUGUUUGUAACCAGCCAGGCAGGGAACAGCAGUGGGCCGGCCAUGCUGCAGGCAAUACGCCAGGCCUGCCUCAGCUCCUGGCCGGACAGGCAAAAGUGUGAACAAUUUGUGGAGCAGCACAUGCCCCAGCUGCAGACCCUAGUGUCCAGGGGUGGGGAUGCCCACACCACCUGCCAGGUCCUGGGGGCGUGUGGGACCAUGUCCAGUCCUCUCCAGUGCAUCCACAUUCCUCACUUCUGAUGAGAACUCAAAGCCAUGCCAGGCCACAGCUCAAGGCUCCUGAGGGUCGCUGACAACACCACUUCAAGAAUGGCCUCUCUCACACCCUCUCCUCAGAAUCCUUGCCGCUGGUGCCAGGCCCAGCUCCCACCUCCCCUGACCUGUCCCAGGCCCUCAAGGGGAGCUGCAGCCACCCUCUGCACCCACUGAUGCUCUGUAUUUGAUGUACCAAGCCAAACCUUUCCUGAGGUUCAGGGGAAAUCAGACUUUGCUGCACAAAAAUGUCGUCUCCUCCGACGCCAGGAGCCCCACCAUCAUCGGAUCCCGCCUUCCAGAGACGCACUUCUCUCUCCCUAUCAUUGUCCAAGUCAGAGGUAGCACCUUGGAGCGUGAGGGGCGAGUCAGAUGCAGCCUCUGUGACCAGGUGCCCCAGGACAGGGAAAUGAACCUGAGAGCGACAGACAUAGCAACCAUGGGCUUGAAGUGUCACUGAGAACAAACCUGGCCCACUUUGCCAAUAUGCUCAGAGCCAGCCCCUAACAUGACAGCCAUUUAUCCAUUUGUUCACUCAUUUUUUUAAAAAAACGUGGGUGCCUUUGGCCAGGCCACAUUCUAGGCACAAGAUCUACAGAUGGGAAUAAAACAAUGAACCCCGUGCCCUCCUGGAGCUCAAGCCCCAGGUUCCGACUCUUCCUGCUCCUGAAUCACAAGCCCCUGUAGGGGAGGGAGCGUCUGCCCCAACUCAGACCUAUCCCACAGGGACCAGAUUAAUGUUUCCCUCCAUCCUAAUGACAGCUGAGGGGAACCCUGAGGGCCGGGGAGCUGCCCAGGGGACCAGGGCAGUGUCCUCUCCCCAGCAACCAGGGCUUCCGGGACCAGGAAGAGCUGGGUCUUCCAGCCUGUUGAAACAGGAAAAGCAACGGACUGACACAGAGGACCUGAGCUCUGAUCCCAACUCUGCCAUCAACUGGCCAUGAAUCCCCAGCCAAGAUAUGUUGCCCCCUCCCUGCCUCUCAUUCUCCUCAGAGGCAAAGGAGGAUCGAAUAAGGUGGUCUCUAGGAUUCUUGGGUUCUUGCAUGUGACAAGGCUCCUCCUCAGGCUCCCUGCCGCCUGCCCACACUGAGAAACACCCUUCACUCCCACAGUCACCUUCCCCACCUCCUUUCCUCAGAAAGACGUUAAGCUGGUGCACCACAAACCUGCAGCUUGUAACCUCAGUCCUGUGUCAGUCUUACCUGUCCUGUCUCUAGCCACAGCCCAAGCCAGUGCGACUUCCAUCCUCUCUGGGUGUGAGGUACAGCCAAGGCAGCAUCUGCUGAAAGAGGUCUGCAAGGGGGGGCCUCCGGCCUGGGAACUUCCGGCCAGACUUCACACUGCGCUGGAGCCAGUCCAGUUCCUACAACACCCAGGAGCUGGGUCCAGGGGAACCCAUCAGCCACACAGUCCCUCCCUGGCUCCCAGACGACAACGGGGUAGAAACUGGGGCCUGCCUCACUUGAUCUCCACGUGUGCAAGAUACUGGCUUUUACAAUUAUUUUGCUAAUACUUUCACAAAGUUCAAAUUCAGAAGAAUAAAAAAAAAAAUGGGAACAUAAAGUACCAUAAAAGAUGGAUAGAUGAAGUCAAACUUUUUUUUAAAAAUCAGGUCGCAGGGCUCAAGCAUGGUGUAAAGCUGACUGGAGAAACUUUCAUUAUUUGAAAUGUUCUGCAGCUUAAGAGCUGUCACUUUA